This is a messenger RNA of Drosophila montana, 490 nucleotides long. Its product is annotated as vacuolar ATPase assembly integral membrane protein VMA21 homolog. Lineage: Eukaryota; Metazoa; Arthropoda; Insecta; Diptera; Drosophilidae. Gene Ontology annotation, cellular component: endoplasmic reticulum membrane. The record is from RefSeq and is a predicted model, not a curated record. Gene Ontology annotation, biological process: vacuolar proton-transporting V-type ATPase complex assembly. Bases 107 to 430 code for a protein of 107 amino acids. The transcript is spliced from 2 exons.
AAUUUUGUCCAGCCUAUCAUGUGAUUGUCACGUCGAAAAAACAAUACAACAAAUAUUAAAAGCAUUUUUAUUAGCUCAAUUGAAAUAUUCGAAGUACUUACCAGAGAUGAGCAACAAAAGCAAGAAGGCAACUCUCGGCGGAAAUGAUGGUAGCCAAAGUAAACUAUCCAAACAGCGUGCACAUGACUCGCAAGACUACAGCGCCUUUAAGGUUGUCCUUUUCUAUUGCUCCCUCAUAGUAUUCCUGCCCGUUAUAACGUUCUUCGCGCUUAAAGGCUUCCUUCUGGAACGCUUCUUCACCAUGUCCGAUAUGAAAGUAAACAUUGGAUCUGCCGUCGGCGCUGUGGCCGCACUGCACAUUGCGCUGGGCGUAUAUAUCUAUCGUGCCUACUUCGGUGAUUCGAAAACGUCCCAGUUUAAAGAAGACUAACUGCGUGGCUGCCGCUUUUAGGGAGCCACGGCUGCGACUGUUACAUAUGUAUCAUUUCCA